Molecule: messenger RNA, 1058 nt
Organism: Paramacrobiotus metropolitanus
Lineage: Eukaryota; Metazoa; Tardigrada; Eutardigrada; Parachela; Macrobiotidae
Product: pleckstrin homology-like domain family A member 1
Exons: 4
Coding region: 263-622 (119 amino acids)
Source: RefSeq, a predicted model, not a curated record
UCCGCUGCGUAUGCGUUAUCCGAUCGAGUGGCUGCAUGUUUUGCAUGUUUCACACUUACGUAUCAGUCAGCAAAGUCAGUUUGGCCUUACAGCGCGCAGCUUAUCACAGCGAAGGUUUUCGUCAUUUUACAGCUUACACUGCAGAGGACGACAGUGCAGCUAGAUUUCCAACUGGGUUCGUGGCUUUGUGCACCUUCCUAGCUGCUAGCAUCUACCUUGCUGUGGUUGCUUUUUUCCUGUCUUAACCAUUUCCACGGCAAUAAUGGAUCAGAAGGCUGCUCCCCCUCCAUAUGACUAUGGCGCUGCCCCUUCGCAGCCGCAGUAUCAAGGCCAGCCGUACCCAGCAGGACAACAGCAGUCCUACUUCACUCCCCUUCCCCAACAGCCUGGCCCGUAUCCUGCUGGUGCCUAUGUGCCACCUCCGCAGCAGCAGUACCAGUACCAGCCUCCGCCGCCCACUGUGGUCCAUGUCGUUUCCGAUCCGCACAUGCAUCCGCACACCCAUACGACCACCACCACCGUCAUUGUGAAGAAUGAAGUGAACCAUUGCUUGCACUGCGUUAUCAGCUUGUUUUUCCCACCAUGGAUCUUCGUGUGGAUCUUCCUGUGUUUGACCAACUGAGGUGGUUAUCCAAAAACACCGUCCAUCGAAAAUGGCUUGAAGACUGUAUAACAUCGCACACGCUUGCAUAUCGCCACAACAUCAUCAAUAUUUAGAUGGUUUCCUGGUAGAAAUAAUCAGUUUUUCCUGCAUUCUACUUUGGUGUUAUUAUAGAAACGAAUACUUUCAUUUUAGUAUGUGAUUUUUGUUAUUUUCAUUUUGUUUAUUCUUUUUAUAAUCUGGCUUUUCGGUUCGAAGAGAUUGUUCGCGACUUCGCGUGACUUUUGUGGAGCUAUUCAAAAUUAUCUAACUUUUGUCGAUAAGCUUUAAAUGUAGACAUUCUAAUCGGACUGAACCUGUGACCUUUUUUGUCGGUGUAUGGCUUUAUUAUCAUGGUCGAUACUCUUUUAUAUACUUACAAGUUUACAACAGCUGAAAUGAAGUGCUUUUCGCUUGG